UCUCCAGCUGUAGAAAUUUACUCAUCUAAACUCUAGACAUCUACAGCUAUCAAAGAUUCCUUCUUUUUGAAACCUCCACCAGAGCGAUGAUGAAGUUCCUGAACAUUCUUGUGUGCUGCAUAGCGUUGGGCCACAGCGUCUUCCCGAUGGUCCGUGCCAUCGCCAUGCACAAUCGUGGUGGAGGCUGGGGAGGUCCCAUUGUGGCGUCACGCCGUGACGCAGAAGGACCGGAUGUGUCGUCACUCGUCAGCUCUAUCCAAGAGUUGCUGGAGAAAGCCAAGAAAGUGGACCCCGAAAAGGUAAGAGAGGUCAUUGAUGAUGUGGCAAACAAGUUCAACGGAGCUACCUCUGUUUCGGCUUUGUUUGAUGAUCCGAUGGACUUUGAUGCCAGCAAGAUGGACUCUGCCCUUCAUCUUCUGGAUGGUCUAGCGGCCAAGGCCCAGGAGAUGCAAG
This is a messenger RNA of Aplysia californica (California sea hare), 453 nucleotides long. RefSeq lists its product as uncharacterized. Lineage: Eukaryota; Metazoa; Mollusca; Gastropoda; Aplysiida; Aplysiidae. The record is from RefSeq and is a predicted model, not a curated record.